Oryza brachyantha (malo sina) is the source of this 5056-nucleotide messenger RNA. Its product is annotated as chromatin-remodeling ATPase INO80. Gene Ontology annotation, biological process: DNA repair. Lineage: Eukaryota; Viridiplantae; Streptophyta; Magnoliopsida; Poales; Poaceae. The record is from RefSeq and is a predicted model, not a curated record. Gene Ontology annotation, molecular function: ATP-dependent chromatin remodeler activity; histone binding; DNA binding. The coding region runs from base 3 to 4502 and encodes 1499 amino acids. The transcript has 22 exons. Gene Ontology annotation, cellular component: Ino80 complex.
GCAUGGACCCGCGGCGCCCUCCGCCGCGCGGGGGCGCCAACGGCGGCGGGCUCUCCUACUCGACGCUCUUCAACCUCGAGCCUUUGCUGAACUUUAAGGUUCCGUUGCCGGAGGAUCUUGACCGCCAUAGGCGUCGUAGUCCAAAUGGGAGUAUGAGUAGCCAAGGACAAGGGUCCUUGUCAGAUCAGUAUAACGGUAUUAGUGAUGCUUCCCAUGGGUUAAAUCGAAAGCGCAAACAUCAUCUAGAUGGUGCUAGCGAUGAUGAUGACACAGAUGCCUAUAGUAACCAAAUAACUGAGGAGCACUACCGUACAAUGCUGAGUGAACAUGUUCAGAAGUACAGAAGGUCUAAGUUUAAGGAGGAUGUUUUUGGUUCUGAUCCUCCUCAGGCAAUAGUUCCCCGGAAACACAAAAAUGGUACUGCGAGAGUUACAAAGUGCAGAAGUGAUACAAGGAAUGUUGCAACAUUGGGUGGGGCAGAAGCCACGGCCGAGUAUAAUGGGAUGAAAUAUAUCAAUGCACAUGGUGGUUUCAAUAAGCUUGUAGCUUCACUGGAUUCUUCCUAUUUAGAUAUGGGAGAUAAUGUAAGUUACAUAAUCCCAGAAGGUUACGAUAAGUUGGCACCAUCCCUUAAUCUGCCUGUUUUUUCUGAUAUACGUGUGGAGGAAAAUUUCUUGAAUAGCACACUAGAUUUACGAACUUUAGCGGCAAUGCUCAGUACGGACCAAAAAUUUGAGACAACCAAUCGUGGUGGAUUAGCCGAGCCUCAGCCACAAUACGAGUCACUCCAGGAAAGGGUAAAGGUGCAGAAGUUUGCUCUUCAAGUAACUGAGGACCCCUUCGCAAUUCCAGAAGGAGCAGCUGGGAGGAUACGGAGGUUUAUUAUUUCGGAAUCUGGCAGUUUGGAUGUUCACUAUGUUAAGGUCUUGGAAAAAGGAGACACAUAUGAGAUUAUUGAGCGUAGUUUGCCAAAGAAGCAAAUAGUAAGAAAGGAUCCUUCUGAAAUUGCAAGAGAAGAUUCAGAAAAAACUAUUAAACUUUGGCAUGCUAUUGCUGUUAAAGGCAUUCCAAGGCAUCACAGGAAUUUCAUGGCUUUACUGAAGAAACGUCAAGUAGAUGCCAAACGCUUCUCUGACAAUUGCCAACGAGAGGUAAAGCUCAAAGUAAGCAGGUCACUGAAACUGAUGAGGGGUGCUGCCAUACGUACACGGAGGCUGGCUAGGGAUAUGUUGAUAUUUUGGAAGCGAGUAGACAAGGAGCAGUAUGAAUUGAGGAAAAGAGAAGAAAGGGAGGCAGCUGAAGCUUUGAAGCGUGAAGAGGAGCUACGUGAAGCAAAAAGACAGCAACAGAGGCUCAAUUUUCUCCUAUCCCAAACUGAGCUUUAUAGCCACUUUAUGCAAAAUAAGGCUAGUGAAUCAGCAUCACCAGAUGAGGGAUCUGUCCCUGAGCCAGAUGAAGAAGAUCCUGAGGAAGCUGAAUUAAAGAGAGAGGCCUUGAGAGCUGCACAACAUGCUGUCUCCCAACAGAAAAGGAUGACAAAUGCGUUUGACAGUGAAAUUGGCAGGCUCCAUCAAUCAUCUGACUCUGGUAUUGCAACAGAUGAUUUAUCUACUGUGGAACCUAACAAGAUCGAUCUAUUACACCCCUCAACAAUGCCUGAGAAGUCGUCUGUGCAGACACCAGAGUUAUUUAAAGGUGCACUAAAAGAAUAUCAGCUAAAAGGUUUACAGUGGCUGGUUAAUUGUUAUGAGCAGGGACUAAAUGGUAUUCUUGCUGAUGAGAUGGGUCUUGGCAAAACCGUCCAGGCUAUGGCAUUCUUAGCCCAUUUGGCUGAGGACAAAAACAUAUGGGGUCCCUUUCUAGUUGUUGCUCCUGCAUCUGUUGUGAAUAAUUGGGCUGAAGAGGUGAUCAGAUUUUGCCCUGAUCUAAAGAUACUUCCCUAUUGGGGACCUGAAAGGAUGGUUCUUCGGAAGAACAUCAACCCCAAACGCCUUUAUCGAAGAGAUGCUAGUUUCCACAUUCUUAUUACAAAUUAUCAGAUACUUGUGAAUGAAGAGAAGCUUUUGCGGCGUGUUAAGUGGCAAUACAUGGUUUUGGAUGAGGCUCAGGCUAUUAAAAGUUCAAGCAGCCAGCGGUGGAAGACGUUACUGAGUUUUAACUGUCGAAAUCGCUUGCUUCUCACCGGAACACCUAUACAGAACAACAUGGCUGAGUUAUGGGCGCUUCUUCAUUUCAUCAUGCCUACUUUGUUUGACAGCCAUGAACAGUUCAAUGAGUGGUUCUCAAAAGGAAUUGAGGGUCAUGCUGAACAUGGAGGUGCUUUGAAUGAGCAUCAGCUUAGUCGACUGCAUGCUAUACUAAAGCCCUUCAUGCUCCGUCGAGUUAAGAUUGAUGUCAUUGCGGAAAUGACCAAAAAGAAAGAAGAGAUUGUGCCUUGCAGACUAAGUUCUCGCCAGCAAGUCUUUUAUCAAGCCAUAAAGAAUAAGAUAUCUCUUAACGAGUUGCUUGAUGGAAGUCGUGGCAGUCUAAAUGAUAAGAAAUUACUUAGCCUGAUGAAUAUUGUGAUGCAGCUACGAAAGGUCUGCAAUCAUCCAGAGUUGUUUGAGCGUAAUGAGGGGAGCUCUUACUUUUACUUUGCUGACAUCCCGAACUCACUUCUUUCUCCUGCGUUUGGCGAAUUGCAAGAUGUGCAUUAUGCAGGCAAGAGGAAUCCCAUAAUGUUUGAGAUUCCGAAGUUAGUCUAUGAAGGAAUUAUCUCAAACAUGGAAAUGACUCUGCAUGGUUGUGGAUUUCCAUGCGGAUCUUUCAACAGGAUGUUUAAUAUAUUUUCAACAAGUUACAUCCAUCAAUCAGCUUUUCCAGAAGCUAUUUCACCAAAAAAUGCUGUCCUGUCAUCUGGUGCAUUUGGUUUUACACGUUUAAUAAAUUUGUCCCCACUUGAAACUUCUUUUCUGGCCACAUGCUCGUCAUUCCACAGACUAGUGUUCUCAGCAGUGCGAUGGAACAAGAAAUACAUGGAUGAGCUUGUGGAUGCAUUCCUUGAUUCAGAAAGUACUGACCUCGACUCCACUCAUAAUGAUGUAACAAAAGUUCGUGCUGUUGCUCGCUUGUUGCUGUCACCUACAAAAGCAGAUUCCAGUUUGCUAAGAACAAAGAUGGAGACAGGCCCGAGUGAUAGCCCAUAUGAAACGCUAGUGCUUUCUCACCAUGAAAGGCUUGUGUCAAACAUAAGACUUCUUCGUUCAACAUAUGCUUUUAUUCCACCUGCUAGAGCACCACCGAUAAAUGUGUGGUGUGCAGAUCGAAAUUUUGCCUACAAGUUAACUGAUGAGAUGCAUGAUCCAUGGGCCAAGAAACUAUUUGUGGGAUUUGCUCGUACCUCUGAGUUCAAUGGCCCUAGAGAACCAAUCAGCCCUCAUCCUCUGAUACAAGAAUUACAUACUGAUUUGCCAUGCCCUGAGCCGAUGCUACAACUACCUUAUAGGAUAUUUGGGUCAUCUCCGCCUAUGAGUAAUUUUGAUCCAGCUAAAAUGCUUACAGAUUCUGGGAAGCUCCAAACCUUAGAUACUCUACUGCGGCGCCUCCGAGCUGAGAAUCAUCGUGUGCUCCUAUUUGCUCAGAUGACUAAAAUGCUGGAUAUUCUUGAGGACUACAUGAACUUCAGAAAAUUCAAGUAUUUCAGACUUGAUGGGUCUUCGGCAAUUUCUGAUCGACGGGACAUGGUCCGAGACUUCCAGAAUAGGAAUGAUGUAUUUGUUUUCUUGCUAAGCACGAGAGCUGGGGGCUUGGGUAUUAAUUUGACUGCUGCUGAUACAGUUAUAUUUUAUGAAAUUGAUUGGAAUCCAACACAGGACCAGCAAGCAAUGGAUAGAACACACAGACUUGGUCAGACAAAGGAGGUAACUGUGUAUAGACUUAUAUGCAAAGACACAAUAGAGGAGAAGAUAUUGCAAAGAGCAAAACAGAAAAAUGCAGUGCAAGAGUUGGUCAUGAAAGGAAAACAUGUCCAGGAUGAUCAUCUGAUGAGACAAGAGGAUGUUGUUUCAUUACUUAUUGAUGACACACAGAUGUCACACAAAUUAAAAGAAAUAUCAAUGCAGGCAAAGGACCGACAAAAAAAGAGGCGUUCAAAGGGCAUCAAGGUUGACAAUGAAGGAGAUUUGAUGCUUGAAGAGUUGGAUGAUCCUACCACAGGGGCUGCAGAACAAGAUAACACAUCAAGCAAAAAGAGAAAAAGUUCGCAAAAGAAGCUUUCAAAGUCACAGGGUAAUGAUAGUGUGGACAAGAAUGUAGAGGCCGAAGGUGUUGGUGAAGCAGAGGAUGAAGACAAUAUUGCUGCUCCAAGGCCUAAAAGAUCGAAGAGACUGAUGAAGAACGUUAAUGACGACAAGGAGUCGGAACCAACGACUGAUGGUGACAAUCUGGCAGAUCCAGCUGAGAAUGACAUAUCUCGUGAUGACGAUGAUACGGCAGAGGCACAAGAUCAAACUCCUUCAGCCUAAUUGACCAACUGACCAAAUGGCACGGCUAGUAUAAUUUAUCGUGCCAAAAAUUAUGACAACGGCAUGGUUCAUUGUCCAGAGGAAUCAUCUCUGGAUCUGUCUGAAGGUGCCACACAGUUCAAUAAGUGUUUAUGUGCACAUCUUUUCCGGAAGCCCGGGAACUAGGUGACUGUAAAUUCGAUAAUGUUAGACGGCAUCAAUGCAGCGGCGAUAUCGGUUGCUGUCUUAAGCGUAACAUGAGCUCCUCCAGCUGUUGCUGCUGCCGCGGAUGUCCGAAUUGUGGAGUCCUGACCGCUGAUAUCUGUGAUGCUGGCCGUGGCCCUUGUGUAAAUAACUGUGAACAAUGUUGCAUCACAUAUAGAAAUAUUUUUGCUGUGUAAAGAGGGUAGGUUACUGUAUUAACCAUAAGUUUUGUAUUGAUAGCUGAAAGAGAACAUAGCAGGAAACAGCUGCUGUGCAUCCAAAUUGAAAACAUUUUCGAUCCUUUGUGAGCGUCUAUGCUGAUCUCUAAUUUGUCACCAACGUAAAUUUGUAUUUAGCAAAAUUGUCUUGGC